Penicillium cataractarum is the source of this 1701-nucleotide messenger RNA. RefSeq lists its product as uncharacterized. The record is from RefSeq and is a predicted model, not a curated record. Gene Ontology annotation, cellular component: glucosidase II complex. The transcript has 3 exons. Bases 1 to 1701 code for a protein of 566 amino acids. NCBI's taxonomy places the organism in Eukaryota, Fungi, Ascomycota, Eurotiomycetes, Eurotiales, Aspergillaceae. Gene Ontology annotation, biological process: N-glycan processing.
AUGAGACUUCCUCAGUCGCUUCUUCUGCUGGCAGUGGCCGGGUCUGGAGCCCGAGCUAGCAGCGAUAAAACUGCUCGCCCCCGGGGUGUGGCCCCAGAAUUUGCCAAGUACUACCAGGACUCAGAGACGUUCACUUGUAUCUCGAAUCCCUCGGUUCAGAUCCCCUUCUCCGCCGUCAACGAUGACUUCUGCGAUUGUCCCGACGGCAGUGACGAGCCCGGUACUUCAGCUUGUUCGCACCUCUCGCGCAACUCACCCCUAAGCGUUGCUGAUCGACUUGGAAAUAACGAGGGAGAAAUUGUGGCUGCAUUGCCCGGCUUCUACUGUAAAAACAAGGGCCACCGACCAUCAUUCGUGCCCUUCCAACGUGUUAACGAUGGAAUCUGUGAUUACGAGCAGUGCUGUGACGGAAGUGACGAAUGGGCUCGUGUGGGAGGAACCAAGUGCGAGGAUCGCUGCAAGGAAAUUGGAAAGCAGUGGCGGAAGCAGGAGGAGCAGCGCCAAAAGUCCAUUACUGCUGCGCUGAAGAAGAAGAAGGCCCUUCUGGUUGAUGCUGGGCGUCAACAACAGGAAAUUGAGGACCAUAUUAUCCGCCUGGAGGCCGAGGUCAAGGGUGCCGAGGUCAAGGUGGAGGCUCUCGAGGCCGAACUCAAGUCUGUCGAGGAUGCGGAGCGCAAGGUUGUCCGGUCCAGCGGUAAGGGCAAGGGCAAGGUCAAUGCUCUUGCCGGUAUUGCAAAGGCUCGAGUUGAUGAGCUGCGUGAUGCGCUGCUGGAGGUUCGUCAGCAGAGAGACGAGACUCAAUCGCGGUUGAAGGAGCUGGAGGAUAUCCUGUCCAAGUUCAAGAUUGAGUAUAACCCUAACUUCAACGAUGAGGGUGUCAAGCGCGCUGUGCGCAGCUGGGAGGACUAUGCCGCUCGUGAAGUGACCGAGGGUACCAAUCAAGCGCGGGACCGUGAUUUGGAUGAGAUUGCCAAGGCUGAUGACGAGAGCUCUGGGAUUAACUGGGAGCACUGGGAGAACGAAGAGGAUGGCUGCAAUGAUGCCGACUUGGUUUACAAGCUCGCAGCUUAUCUUCCCCCGUCUCUUGUCGAGUUCAUUGAAGACAAGGUUAUUUCUUUGCGAUCUUUCCUGGAGUCCAGCGGCAUCCUUGCCAAACCCGACGGGGACUCACCAUCGGAAUCCAAGGCCGUGACCCAAGCGCGCGAUGCUCUCAAGUCCCAGGAGGACACCCUGAGAGACCUAAAGAAUAAGCUCCGCGACCAACGGGCCGAUCUUGAGAAGCAAUAUGGACCCGCAGGCAUUUUCCGUGCCCUUAAGGGUCAGUGCAUCUCCAAGGACGCGGGCGAGUACACCUAUGAGCACUGCUUCUUGGAAGAUACCAAGCAGAUUUCCAAGAAGGGCGGCUCCUCCACGUCCAUGGGCAAGUUCACUCGUAUCAGCUCUACGGUUGUCGAGGAGCUGAACGAGGCCGGCGAGAUCGUCGCCAUCGAGAAGAUUGCGAUUGAGUAUGACCGUGGACAGCACUGCUGGAACGGACCCAACCGGUCUACCAAGGUCGUUUUGGAGUGCGGCGAGGAGAAUGAGAUCUUGAAGACGGCCGAGGAUGAGAAGUGCGUCUAUUCGAUGCUUGUGACCACCCCAGCUGUUUGUCCUGGCGGCGAAGAGGAUGGCAAUGCUCCUCGCUCUAAGGAUGAGCUGUAA